CCUCGUGAUUGGCUACAAGGCGGGUCUAGCUAUGAAUGAAUACAGGAAGUGAGUAGCAUGAGACUGCAAUUUAGCGUUCGUCUGAGACGUCUACCGAGUCUGAGUACCUUAUCAGCAUUAUCUCACAGCCAAGAUGGUGGAUUCUCUGUACUACCUCCCAAAUGAUAUUGGUGUCUCUGCACUUAACUGCAGCGAGGCCUUUCGUCUGCUUUCACCUCAAGAGAAGAUGUAUGCACAUUAUCUUUCCCGGGCCACUUGGUAUGGUGGCUUGAUAGUGCUGCUGCAGACAUCCCCAGAGUCUGCAGACAUAUUUGUCCUGCUGCAGAGAAUCUUUAGGAAGCAGACACCAGAACAGCUGGAACUGGUUGCUAAAGCUGCUGGCCUUAGCUCUGAUGAGUACCAGGCCUUCCUGGUGUAUGCAGCAGGUGUGUAUGCAAACAUGGGAAACUACAAGUCUUUUGGAGACACCAAAUUCAUUCCAAAUCUAACAAAGGACAAACUAGAGACUCUGGUGAAGGCCAGCCAGGCAUUUCAGGAGAAACCCAGUGAGAUGCAGGCUCUGUGGGACGGCUGCUCGUGUCUUAUGUUCUCCCUAAAAGACAGACAGAAGCAGCUUGGCCUGGGUGACAAGGGAAUUACCACCUAUUUCUCAGGGAACUGCUGUCUGGAGGAUGCAGAGCUGGCUCAGAGGUUCUUAGACUCAAAAAAACUGUCUGCCUACAACACGCGUCUGUUCAAGAGGGACAAUGAAGGGAAAACCUGUUUUGAAGUGCGUUUGGCUUCAGUUGAGCAGAAAGAUUGUGCCCUAGAUGGAGAGUGCACGUCGUGCUGUGGCAGCUUCAGCUUUGAGAACAAAGAGUUUGUCGUGAAGAGGGGAGAUUACAGUCCCCUUUUGGAGAAAGUCUGUCAUUUCCUCCAACAAGCACAGGCCUACGCUGCUAAUGAGAACCAGAGGAAGAUGCUGGAAGAGUACCAGCGCAGCUUCACCUUGGGUUCUAUCGAAGCCCACAAAGAGGGCUCGCGUUACUGGAUCAAAGACAAGGGACCGAUUGUUGAGAGUUAUAUAGGUUUCAUUGAGAGCUACAGAGACCCGUUUGGCUCCAGAGGAGAGUUCGAAGGUUUUGUCGCGGUCGUGAACAAGGCGAUGAGCGAGCGUUUCGCUAAGCUGGUGGGUUCGGCUGAAGUCCUGCUUCCUGAGCUGCCUUGGCCCCGAGAGUUUGAGAAGGACACGUUCCUGAAACCAGACUUCACCUCGCUGGACGUCCUCACCUUCGCCGGGAGUGGAAUACCAGCUGGCAUCAACAUCCCAAACUACGAUGACAUCAGACAGUCUGAGGGCUUUAAAAACGUGUCUCUUGGCAACGUGGUUGCCGUAUCUUACGCUACAAAGAAAGAAAAACUCACUUUCCUUGAGGAGAAGGACAAGGAUUUGUUCAUUAAAUGGAAGGGUCCAUCCUUUGAGGUACAGGUUGGACUUCAUGAGCUGCUGGGUCACGGCAGCGGGAAGCUGUUUGUCCAGGACGACGACGGCAAGUUCAACUUUGAUCGGAGUGAGGUGCUCAACCCAGAGACCGGGGAACCGGUGUCCAGCUGGUAUCGGGGAAGCGAGACGUGGGACAGUAAGUUCUCCACCAUCGCUUCUUCUUAUGAGGAAUGCCGCGCGGAAUGCGUUGGUCUCUAUCUGUGCCUCAACAAACAAGUGCUGAGCAUCUUUGGUCAUGAAGACCAGGAUGCAGAGGAUGUGGUGUAUAUGAACUGGCUGAGCAUGGUCAGAGCUGGACUGUUGGGCCUGGAGUUCUACACACCUGAGAGCAAGGGCUGGAGACAGGCUCACAUGCAGGCCCGUUUCGUCAUCCUGCGCGUUCUGCUGGAAGCCGGAGAGGGUCUGGUGGGUCUAGAGGAAGUGACUGGCGAGGACGGCAAGCCUGAUGCACGGAUCACGCUGGACCGCAGCAAGAUCCAUACAGUGGGCAAGAGCGCCAUCCACAGGUUCCUUUGUAAACUGCAGGUUUUAAAGUCAACAGCUGACGUGGAAGGAGGCAGGGCCUUUUAUCAGCGUUACUCCGACGUCAGCGACGAGGGUGCUCACAACUUCCUGAGACUGCGGGGCAUCGUGCUGCUGAGGAAGGAGGAUCGCAAAAUGUUCGUUCAGGCCAACACCAGGGUCAACGGAGACAAUGUGGAGCUGGUGGAGUACGAGGGCAGCGCGGCCGGUCUGAUUCGCUCCUUCACCGAGCGCUUCCCCGAGGACGCGGAGCAGGUGGAGGCCGACCUCUUGGCUCUGAACACCAGAGACGCCCCUUGCUGGUGCUGAUGACUAAACUGGUGCAAAACUUUGUAAAACUCAUUUAUUUUUUACUUACUUAUUAAACAAGACCUAAGAGAAGGUGAUAAAACUAAAGUUCUGCUGAUAAAAAAGCAUUAAGUGUGGAAAAGAUGAUUACAUUUAGAGUCUGAGGUCACUGGAUCGGCCACAAGCUACAUCUGUGAUCACACAAUUCAUACUGGGAACUUUGUUAAAAACGUAAUUCUUGGACAAAAAUGUUAAAACACCUGAAAUCUCUAUGUAGAUUUAUCAAAUGAAACACCGGAUGGUUGGACUGAUGGUUUCACGGGGUCUGACUGUUAACUGGUUAUAAAAAAGCAACAGAAAGAAAAAAUAAUCCACUUUCUUCUCCAGGUCUGAUGUGAAUUAGCUGAGUAAAUCUUUUUCUGUGUAAACCCUUUGUAUGAAAUGUGACGAUAAAGCAACCCAAAUAAAAUGUUUGAUUAAA
Nothobranchius furzeri (turquoise killifish) is the source of this 2774-nucleotide messenger RNA. RefSeq names its product dipeptidyl-peptidase 3 (gene dpp3). Gene Ontology annotation, molecular function: metalloexopeptidase activity; dipeptidyl-peptidase activity. Gene Ontology annotation, cellular component: cytoplasm. The record is from RefSeq and is a predicted model, not a curated record. Gene Ontology annotation, biological process: proteolysis. Lineage: Eukaryota; Metazoa; Chordata; Actinopteri; Cyprinodontiformes; Nothobranchiidae.